AUGAGGUAUGAUGGACUAGUUCAGAAAUUCUUCAGGAAAAGAUGUCACCUCUUUUUGUUUCUGGCCGUCCUCCUGUUUCUUAUGACACGUGAUCAGUUCAGCAAACUGUCGAAGGAUGUGUCUUUUAAAACCUUCCAUUAUCCAAUGGACAUCGACAUGCCUGCCCUGGUUCGGGCUUACCGAGCGGGCGGACAUGUGGACAAACAGCCUAUCAACACUUAUCAAUACAGUUACACUACUAACGUCACCAACAAAUGCAAACAGAGUGACCUGUUCCUUCUCUUCCUCAUCAAGUCUUCCGUCCGCCAUUUUGACAGAAGGGAAUCAAUUCGAUCCACCUGGGGAAAGGAGGGGCCCAUAUCUGGUAGUUUUCCAAUGAGAACAAUAUUUUUAGUUGGUAUGCCGAGAGAAAACGACAACCAUCGACUUUAUGAAGCGUUAGAAGAGGAGAUCCAUCUAUACAACGAUGUCCUACAGAUGACAUUUAGAGACGAUUACUACAACAACACACAGAAGACGGUUGGUGGGAUUCACUGGGCCGUAAAACACUGCGGUCACGCUCAGUUUGUCAUGUUUGUAGAUGAUGAUUUCUACAUAGCCACGCCGUUUCUCAUAGCAUAUCUCAACACUCUGUCCGCAGAACAACACAAAACAUUGUUCAUGGGCAGUCUCCACGAAGAUGCGCCUGACCGUAAUAUGUACGGAAAGUGGUUCAUUUCUUACGAGGAUUAUCCAUUUAACCGCUACCCACCAUUCAUAAGUGCCGGAGCUAUGCUUAUGUCUAUGCAUUUCUUAAAGGAUAUACAAAUUGCAAUACAGUUCACCAAGAAUUUUCCUUACGACGACGUCUUUCUUGCUAUUGUAGUGUUUAAACUAGGUAUAUACCCGCAGCACAACUCAAAUAUCUACACUGGAGAAAUCAGGGUAGAACAUAACAGUAUGAAGUUUCACAGUGUCAUCGCGUCUCACGGUUAUUAUAACGACGAGCUUCUUCAGGCAGCCUGGCGAACACAUAAGGUGUACGUGGACGCUCUACGAAAGGUCUUGUACCCUGUUCCUCAACGAAUAACUAACACAGGAAAUAACACCACAGACCAAACAACGAUUAUAUAA
Molecule: messenger RNA, 1113 nt
Organism: Ylistrum balloti
Lineage: Eukaryota; Metazoa; Mollusca; Bivalvia; Pectinida; Pectinidae
Product: beta-1,3-galactosyltransferase brn-like
Exons: 1
Coding region: 1-1113 (370 amino acids)
Cellular component (GO): membrane
Molecular function (GO): UDP-glycosyltransferase activity; hexosyltransferase activity
Source: RefSeq, a predicted model, not a curated record